GCUAACGAUAAGAUCAGGAGUUGUCAUCAACAAGGGCAUCCUUGUCAGCCUAAAUCACGACGGUCCGAAAUUUCAUCCAUCGAAAUCGUAGAAGAUUGCACUGAACUGGAAACGACGUGUCGCUGCAUAYAAAGGUGGACAAUUCGUUCUUACCGAGAGAAGUGCGUUGGAAACGGGAGCCGCCUUAACCGUUACUUCUCGCGACGAAAAGCCUCAAUCCAAUCCACUUAAAGCGUCGACACUAYUUUUUGGUAAAAGGUCAAGUGAGAGUGGGUCGCUGCCGAGACGUGCAUACCACCUUUGUUGCUCGGUCAUCAUCUUUUCAACYAUCGGCAUUUUAAAUUUCAUUCUAUUCUAGCAUUUCGGUGUACAACGAUACACCACACAACGAUAGGAAUCUAUGUUGAUGACGAAAAUGAGCACAAAUAGGUCGACGCCUCACAUGAGGCAAUUUGCCCCAGUGAAAUACAAGAAGGCCCCUCAAGCACCAAGACGAUUCAAAAGUUCAUAUAUGUUUUUCUCAACGAARAAACACAAGGAGAUAAGAGAGGAGUUGUCCGAAAAGGGAGAAGGGCAAAAGGUGAGAAGGCAAUCGCAACAUAUGGGAAACCCCGUUCAAUGUUGCGCACGCAGUCCUUUCUAUUUUUCUUCUAUUUUCUGUCGAUCAUUCGACGUUUUUCUUUCUCAAGACGUGUCGCUUUUUACUUUUUUGCUUCAAAAUCGUGAUUUUUUUGACRUGUGCAGUUAUCAACGACAGAAGUAGCCAAGAUGGUAUCUCAGGCCUGGAAAGCAUUACCAGAAGACGAACGGGAAAAAUGGGAAGAGAUGGCACGUCAAGAUAAAGCUAGGUAUGAAAUGGAGAAGUCAAUGUACACUGGUCCUUGGAAAGUUCCGGCUACUAAACGGAUAAGCAAGGAUCCCAAAGCACCAAAGCGUCCCAUGUCCGCAUUUUUGUCCUUUUCGAACUCAAAACGAUCGGAAGUCAAGAGUAAGUACAAGGACGCUAAAAAUGCAGAAAUAUCGAGAAUCUUAGCUCAAAUGUGGAAAGGAGCCGAUGCAGAAGAGAAGAAAUCAUUUAUUGACGAAGAAUUUGCGCUGAGACAAAAAUACAAAAAAGCGAUGACAGAAUGGAAGCGACAGUCUGAAGAGGAAAUCAAAUCAAAGAGAGAAGAGCGCGAGAACGAAGCAUUGAAAGCUGUGCGAGAAGGUAAACUUCCGGUACGAAACGAAGAGCAGCAAUCGAGAAACAAUAAUGUAGGCAGCGCCGCAGAUUCCACCGACACCAUGGGGAUCAAUUAUAGCACCAAAAUGGCAAGUGAUACUUUUGGACCAUCGGCAGCCAAUAGCUACACCAUGAGUUCCCAUUCAUCACACAACAUCACUCGAUCUACCCAGCCUUUGUCAAAUUACAGCUUCUCAAAUAAUGAGUACCCCCAAAACAAUCAGCCGCAGCCAUACACACAAGGGGCUGCCUCUUCUUCGUACUACUAUCCCGAACAUCAAACUUCAACUGAUUCCUAUGGUAACGCUCCUGGUAAUCACAGAAAUUCAUACGGAGCAACAUACCAAACGCAUGGAAAUAAUUUGGUCACAUAUGAUAAUUACGACAGACGAUAUGAUGGAGGGUCAUCUAUUGGCUACGACAACUAUGGACAAACCCAUCCAUACGGUUACGCACCACAAUCUUACUAUCAACAAGGUAUGUGCKKUAUAUCAGUCURUUUGAUACUUUUUUCUACCCCUUUUUUCAUGAUAAAUUUUGGAUCGGAUGAGAGAUUCUCGCGUUCGACACUUCGACCAUUCCCUAAUUUGAAUUUUACAAUAUUGAUUUUUGUUAAAAGCGUUCGUCGCAGACUAUUCGCAAGGUGCUGAUCUAUCAACCGAACACUCGCCUCAKCAAAAUUUUGCAUAUGGAAGCACUCCACCAUUUUAUMAUUAUGACCCGAACCGACCACCUUCUGACCAGCAAGACAACUUGCAAUCGCGAUAGACAAACAAUAAUGCAUCAUUUUAGUUGGACAGUGCACCRUUGCUGAUGGCAUCGGGCGAGGUCGGGAGCGAACGCAUCAACCGCGACAAAACACAGUUUUUCACAAUACUAUGUGUCAUUUUCUUUUUUGUACAAKAUUGCAUCAGUGCCAACAAAAGCAGCCCAACUGUACUUUUUCACUUCGAGUUUGACCUGGAACACUCUGCGCCAGGAAUUGGGCAGAUUGCAAUUUAAUUUCGCAUGGGAAUUCUAGACUUUUGCCACGAUUUUUGUCGAUUAAAAUACUCUCUUUUGACGAUAAGAGCAAUCAUAAUAUUUCUGUUUGAAUAAGUGACGAAAACUUUU
This is a messenger RNA of Pseudo-nitzschia multistriata, 2335 nucleotides long. NCBI's taxonomy places the organism in Eukaryota, Bacillariophyta, Bacillariophyceae, Bacillariales, Bacillariaceae. The record is from the annotation of a GenBank genome assembly.